AUGGCUGCGCCGCGAGACGUCCCUCCGGGGAUGGAAAACUUUGUCGUCGGCUUGAUUGGCAUGGGCGACAUGGGACGAAUGUACGCCGAGAGGUUGUCUGAAGCUGGCUGGAGCGUCGAAGCUGCCGUAAUCGACAGCGUCAUUGCCAGCUACGGACCCUCCACCAAAAUGGGCGCCAUCGUCGGCGGCCAGACCUCGUGCAAGUCGCCCGAGAUCGCCGCCUUCGAGCGCCACCUCCCCGCCGACGUGGACAUCGUCUCGUGCCACUCGCUGCACGGUCCCGGCGUGGACCCCACGAACCAGCCGCUCGUGCUCAUCCAGCACCGCGCGCCCGACGCCUCCCUGCGCAAGGUCGAGGCCGUCCUCGGUUGCCUGCGCUCCAAGUUCGUGCACCUCUCCGCGCACGAGCACGACCGUAUCACCGCCGACACGCAGGCCGUCACCCACGCCGCCUUCCUCUCCAUGGGCAAGGCCUGGCACGCCAACCGCCAGUUCCCCUGGACCAUGAGCCGCUACGUCGGCGGCAUCGAGAACGUAAAGGUUAACCUGAUGCUCCGCAUCUACAGCCAAAAGUGGCACGUCUACGCGGGGCUCGCCAUCCUCAACCCCGAGGCCCGCGAGCAGGUCGCGCAGUACGCCCGCAGCGUCACGGAUCUCUACAAGCUCAUGCUCAUCGGCGACCUGGAAGGCUUGCGGACGCGCCUCUACGCGGCGCGUGACAAGGUCUUUGGCACGGCAGCCUGGGGCGGCGACGAGCAUGGCAAGCUGCUCAUCGAGCCGUCGGUGCUGUCGAGUUUCGCGCUCGGCCAGCCGUCCGACGACGAUCCGGCGACGCGUCGCGCAAACAACCACCUGUCGCUACUCGCCAUGGUCGACUGCUGGGCGGAGCUGGGAAUUGUGCCGUACGACCACAUGCUGUGUAGCACGCCGCUGUUCCGUUUGCGACUCGGUGUCACCGAGUACCUCUUCCGCACCCCGGCCCUACUCGAUGCCGCGCUCGUCACCGCCGUUGAGGACCAGACGUACCGCAGCGAUGACCUCGAGUUCACCUUUGCCGCGCGCGCCUGGGCAGAGUGCGUUAGCCUUGGCCACUUCGAGACUUGGCGCAAGCGUUUCGAGAGCACCCAAGAGUUCUUUGAGCCGCGCUUCGCCGAGGCCAAGGUUGUCGGCGACCAGAUGAUGAAGAAGGUGUUUGAGAGCAGCAGCAAGCCGUAA
Molecule: messenger RNA, 1215 nt
Organism: Cordyceps fumosorosea ARSEF 2679
Lineage: Eukaryota; Fungi; Ascomycota; Sordariomycetes; Hypocreales; Cordycipitaceae
Product: prephenate dehydrogenase
Exons: 3
Coding region: 1-1215 (404 amino acids)
Biological process (GO): L-tyrosine biosynthetic process
Molecular function (GO): NAD+ binding; prephenate dehydrogenase (NADP+) activity; prephenate dehydrogenase (NAD+) activity
Source: RefSeq, a predicted model, not a curated record